This is a messenger RNA of Etheostoma spectabile (orangethroat darter), 1335 nucleotides long. RefSeq lists its product as uncharacterized. The transcript has 9 exons. Lineage: Eukaryota; Metazoa; Chordata; Actinopteri; Perciformes; Percidae. The annotation marks the transcript as partial. The record is from RefSeq and is a predicted model, not a curated record.
GCUCUCCAAGGCCCGUUGCGGGACCGGUACACGCCCGCGAGGAAGCAGCAGCCCGAGGUAGGCUCGCAGGUCCGUGACGUCCAUCUCUUUCCACUUUCCGGUGUGGCGCAAUCUCCUUUGACCCUCGAGAUUUGUGGCAGCCACAACAGCAGCGUCUGUUGUGUCCUCUUCUUGGUCGCGGAGACAAUUGCUAGCGGCAACGCCGCUCACGAGAAUCCGAUGCAGCUUCAACUCCAGAGUCAAACGACGGGCCUUGCUGCCGCUGCUCCCCCGGCUGUGCCGAGCCAGUGCAACAAGUGCACAGUUGCCAAAAAAUUUGACAUUCCCACCUUGGACUUAAAGGUCUAUGAUGAAUCGCAGACUGAAGUUGACGAGGAGGUGUUUGAGUUUCUUCUAAUGAAACAAGACCUUGGUGUGCUGGAGAUUUGUUUACCCCGAAGCCAAAUCUUGAUGAUGAUCGAAGGCGUUCUCAAAAACAAACCUGGAGGAGAGAGGAUCUUGAAUGAGUAUGCCCGGACAAAAAGCCUAACAGAUAGCAGAAGACGCGAUAUGGUCAAGAUAUUGGUUGCUCAUAUGACAAGUGAACAUGGGACCAGUCCUUCGAGACAUAUUAAAGAGGAUUAUGCAAAGGGAAUCACUGCCUUGUUUCCAUACCUGGCUGAUCCUAGGAGCAAGUUUGGCUAUGAGCAUUUUUACAAUGCAGAAGAUGGGAGUGGGUAUCUGGCAUGGAGACUGAAAUUUGUUCAAAAGGAAUCAUCAGAGGGACAAAAGAAGACCCCACGUCAGUCACUGACAGGUGGUCCAAUAGCUGAUAGAGAGCCCUACAGAGAGGAAAACUGGCUAACCACAGAAAGCCUGUGCUGUGAGGCCAUUGCACUGAUGAAGCAUACAGCUGAUGAAGCAAUUGUCAAGGAGAAGAUGAAGCAGACAUUCAGCUAUCGUCAAAAGAUGGUUCAUGACCCAAUUAAGGCCUCUGAAAUAUUCACAGCUUUUCCAAGAUUCCUAGACAUAGCAGGAAUGAUUGAGCAGGAUUUUAAUCUUAUGUUUGGUGGUGCCACCUCUGCAAAGUUCCUGGAGAAGUGGCCCACUGUCUACAAGCAGAAAGUCCUUGAACAAAGCCGUGGCCUCACACAGACAGGGGAACUUCAAGACCUGGUUCAAAAUGCUGAGUCCACAACAGAAGUGGAAAAUGGAUGGGACAAUGACAUGUCAUCCAUUUUGGUUCUUGUCCACCUUUUGCCACCGUCUCCCCAUGGCCGCAAGCGACCAGGAAAGCUCUCAGCCAAACAAGCCAGUGACCAUCUUGUAAAGUUCAUCAAGGUGAGGUUAAAUUAA